GUUCUAUUUGAACUUUUAUAUUUAAAAGAUUUAGUUUUUAAUGGACAGAUUGUGAAAUGAAGGAAAAGAUUAAAUCGUGUUGGUUCAUAUGUCUAUUUUUGGUUCCAAAGUUUUAUAUUGUUGUUGCUGAAGAUAAAUAUUGCGAAGCGAUCGAGAAAUUGCAAUACGGAGAUAUCGUAACAUCUAAGCAACCUCCAUAUACAGUUGGAACAAUACUCACAUACAAAUGCGACAGAGGUUAUAGAAUUCAAGGCAAACAUAUUGUUACAUGCUUGGAAGAUAGAAAAUGGUCGGAUCCCGCGCCAUAUUGCAUAGCGCUGUCAUGCAAGCGAGAUUUAUCUAUGAUCGAGGCAGAAAGAAAAUGCCGAAAACCAUGCCAAAAGGAUGCUGAUUGUAAAGGAGGAAACAAGAGAUGCGUCUGUGAUGACUGGUGCGGAAAGUCAUGCUUUAAUCCAAGUGCCCCGUGCCCGGCUCUACUACACCCUGAAAAUGGUUACAUAAUUGGGAAGGAAUUUUCAUAUGGAAAAACAGUAACAUACGGUUGUGACCAAGGAUUUGUUCUUACUGGACCUACAACAAGAAAAUGCCGUUCCAACCGAAAAUGGUCUGGACACGUACCCAAAUGCAUAGCGCUGAGUACCUGUGGACAAACUGAGCAAAAAGAAAAAAGCAUGCUAUACGGAAAAGUGAUAUUAGGCACAGAAGUACAAAUCGGCGCGUGGCCCUGGCAAAUUUUAUUAUUUACCAAUAAAAAACAUCAUACUACCCAGAUUUAUGACCCCAAUUCGGGAUUUGGAGGUGGAUCAAUAAUAAACAACAAAUGGAUACUGUCCGCAGCUCAUGUCUUUUAUGAAAGAUUUCCAAUGGGAUUUUUUAAAAAAGAUUGGAAGAAAAGAUUCUUGAUUGCAGUUGGUAUGACUAAACAUCCAAUGCCGGGUGAAGUUAUACCAGAUCGGAUAAACAUCUUUGAACCCCAACAUCUACAUGCUCAUGCUAAAUUUGAUGGAAGCUCAUAUGAUUACGAUAUUGCUUUGAUUCGAAUUGGAAAUCGUCUUAAAGUUGUUGGAAAUAAAUUUGUUGUAGAUUCACAGGCAAGUUCUGGAUCCUUAACAUUUACUCGGUAUAUUCGUCCUGUCUGUCUUCCCUGCAUGAAAGGACACCCGUUUUCUCCAGUUAAUAUUCUGGAAAGAUAUGAUACAAAUCUCUGCAGUCGAAACAUACGAGGAAACAAUCCAAACAUUCCGGUGAGAGCUGGUGAUGAAACAAUGGUAACUGGUUUUGGAUGGAAACGAAGUUCUGGAUUUGUACAUUGGGAUAAACCAAAAGUGAUGCAGGAAGGACGGUUAAAAGUACAGAAAGACGAAAAAUGCAUCAACAGUGUGAAAUUAAUGCAAAAAGAAGACAAAAGCGCAAGAUACACAGAUCGCAUGAUUUGCGCAAAAAGUGCUGAUAAAUCUAAAAAUAUUGAUGCCUGCGAAGGAGACAGUGGAGGACCACUUGUGAAACGGUUUGGAAUUCAGCAUUCAAGAUAUUGGAUGCAAGUUGGGAUAGUUAGUUGGGGAUGGGGAUGCGGUAAUGAACAUCCUGGAUUCUAUACUUCUCUCUCGUCGGUUAUGGAUUGGGUUUGGUCCGUCCUAAAUAAAACAAAAACAGAUAGUUGUUCAAAACCUUCUGCCUACGAACAUUCAAGCUCAAUUGCAAGGAAAGAAGUUUAUCGAGUGGGUGAAGUAAUUACGUUUUCCUGUAAUCAAGGCUAUGCCAUGUCGGGCAACCCAGAUAUAACUUGCCAGUCAGACUUAACAUGGUCAUUACCUCAAUUUUUGUGUACUGUUAUUAAUUGUGGACAACCGCAUAUACCAAGAAAUGGAUAUAUAAAAGGAGAAAGUUAUUUGUCAGGAGAUUGGGUCGAGUAUUAUUGUGAUCAAGGAUUUCGCUUUACCGUUUCGAAUGCAACUUAUCGACGACGUUGUAUGUCUUCCGGUGUGUGGUCAGGAGAAUCCAUCAACUGUGAGUCAGAAGUUUUGUGCUCGUUACCAAGUAUAAUAUCUGGAACAAUUAAAGGUUCAGAACCGUUCAAAGUGGGAUCGAUUGUAUUUUUUGUGUGCAACGAUGGGUACAAAAUAUCAGGAAAUUCUUUAUUAACUUGCUCUGAGAAUGGUUUGUGGAAUCCUCCUCCACCUAAAUGCACAAUUGACGUUAACUGUGACUUUGAUAAAUCCGACAGGAAACUCUGUGCAUACACAAACGAAGGUGAUGUUGAAUGGAAAAGAGAUUUUGAAUCAGAUUCAAGAUUGGGUCUACCUAGUUAUAUCAUGACGUUUCCACCCCAGUCAAGUUCUUCAAAGAAUGCAAUAUUACGUUCUCCAAUCAUUCCCAGCAAAGUAACGCAUUGUCUUCAAUUUUACUAUAUGGUACAAAAUCAAUUAAAAUCCAAUAACGACGUUUACGUUGGAUUGAAUGGUGAAAGUGUCGGAGGAAUUGCACCUGAAAAAGUUAUUGUUCCGACAAAUCGUUGGGUCGGUUUUCAAAAAUCCCUAACACCUAAGGGAGAAAAUAGGAUUGUUUUUGAAAUAGUUGCGAAGGGAAGUAUAGGAUUCAGUAUGGAUGAUAUAGAACUCGUCAAAGAAGAAUGUGUCAGUCCAUGUGAAAACGAAAAUCCUUGCAUGAAUGAUGGGCAGUGCAUCGAUGAAAUUAAGGAAUCUUAUUGCUCAUGCACACAAUUUUAUAAAGGACCAAGAUGCGAGAAAGAAAUAGUUUGUUCAAAACCGUGGUCUUUUCCGCAUGGAACUAUCAAAGCUCCUGCCAAAAUUCGAUAUGGCACAACAAUAUCAUAUUUAUGUAAUGCUGGUUACAGAUCACGCGGUAAUACCCAAGCGACAUGUACUGAAAAGGGACUUUCAUCGUCACCACCUGAAUGUAUAAAAAUUCCUCAGUGGACGAAAAAUUGUCCAGAUGGUUACAAAGAACUGGUCGACUCUUGCUAUCGUCAAUAUUCUGGACCGAAAAAUUAUGAAAAAGCAAAAAAAAUAUGCGAAAAUGAUGGAGGCCAUUUGGCAAACGUACAGAGCAAGCGAGUGAAUGAAUUUUUAUGGGAAAAUACGUGGGGAAGCAGCGCACACUACUGGAUUGGCCUUCGCAAUGUCGAUUCUAAUAUGCUCUGGUCAAAUGGAGAGAAGUUUGAAAGAGGACACGGAAUUGAUUUCGACCUCAGCGGAGCUACAAGUAACAAUUGCGGAAAAUAUUAUUACCGUUACCAGGCUUGGGUAACAAAGGCUUGGCAAAUUCGCUUUGAUGACUGCAGCGAAAAGACGAGAUUUAUUUGUGAAAAAUGGAAAGAUAAUGUAAACAAUUAUGUUGUUGAAACAUCAAAGGAUAAUUAUUUACCGAAAAUUGAAGGGGUAUAUAAACCUGUGUCCGGACUUCUAACAUUUGAAGAAAAACGCCAGAUAUACAGAAAAGAAAAUGAUUUCGAUAUGUAUCUGUUCUAUGAAUAUCAUUCAGGGCUCAACAAGCGAAAUUGGUUCAUUGGCGGGUAUAGUAUUCCACUGGGUAAACCGUCACACCAAUACGAAGUACGUACAUAUUCAAACGUGAUAGAACCGGAUGGGAUAAAAACUCAAUGGAAAGAUUCUUAUGGACGCUCAAUUGAUAUCACGAUAGAGAAACAUGAUAUGUGGCAAGAAUGGUCAGAGUGGGAAUGCGAUGUAAUAUGUGGACCUGGAAAGAAAGUUCGUACUCGUAGUUGUAAGAAUGGGGCAGCAGGGUCAAGAGACUGCAAAGGAGAAACCUGGCAGGAAGAUGUUUGUAAUUCAGAUUGUGGAACUUCACAAGUUCAUAACAAAAAAGACUUGGAAUUGGAUCAUAACGGAAUAAUGUAUCUAUUCAAAACGGAUAAAGUUUCCUGGGAUGUAGCAAAAAUGAACUGCGCCAAUGUUGGAAGCAUUCUAGCCAAAUCAACGGGUCGCGACGUACAGCGAAAGCUGGGAGAGAAGAUUCUUCAAAUCUUGAAUGUGGAUGGAAUUGCGACCAAUUAUUGGAUUAAUGGGAUUUACGACACUAAUACAUGGAGAUUUCAAGAUGGGACUGUAAUUCCAAGAGAUCAAAGAUUAUGGAACAAACAUGAGCCAAAUAGGGAUGGAACCGGUAGGGAUUGCGUUGAAAUAUCCCCAACUGGUUGGAACGAUAAAGGAUGUGCAAUUAGAAGAAGGUACAUAUGUCAAAAAGAAUCAAUGAAAAAAGGACCAUGCUAUCCUGAUCCGUGUAAUGAUCGAGGAAAUUGUCGUGUCGGCAUUGAUGGGGAUUUCAUAUGUCAUUGCAGACCGCCUUUUAGUGGAAAAUCUUGUGAAAGAGGAGAUGAAUUUUCAAUAGAAUAACUUCCAAGCCGUCAAUGAUAGACAGACGGGAAACUGAGAUGGGAGCCUACAUACGAAUCUGUAACAUGUUCAUGAAUUUUUUUGUUUGGGUUCUUCAUAAACAAAUCAUCAUAUUCAUUAUUAUCCAUCAUAUUUCUUCUUAUUCUUGAAGAGUGUUAAGCUGACUCAGACAAAUAUGCGUCAAGGUUUUCGAUCAAAUGAAUAGAGAGAAAAUACUUGAACGCCUCACGUUAAAGUUUCAAGCCCCAGAUCGGUCAUCUUCAUUGAUCCUCAUUAGAAAAAGCGAAACUUUGGUAGUUUUUUCAACAGAUUCUUCUGUUUUUAUAACCGUUGACAACUUCAUUCAGUAGGUCGCAGUGUGAAAAAUACGAUGCCGAAAAUAAAUUCUUAAAUAUAUUUUUUAUUUGAGAAUAAUUGCACUAUUCCAAUUGUGCUCGUGAAACCCUCAAGGGUGGUGGCUCUUCAAUGACCCACAGAUUACGGACUGGGGCUCAUGGGCCAUGGCUCUUGGUCACGACCCAGUUAUUUCUUUACUUAUAUUACCAGCGCUUAGAAUGAAACUAAUAUAUUACGAUUAUUGGAUAUAAUUAGCUCAUGUCUCUUUAUCUUAA
Molecule: messenger RNA, 4984 nt
Organism: Styela clava
Lineage: Eukaryota; Metazoa; Chordata; Ascidiacea; Stolidobranchia; Styelidae
Source: RefSeq, a predicted model, not a curated record